Messenger RNA from Carya illinoinensis, 1812 nucleotides. RefSeq names its product succinate dehydrogenase assembly factor 2, mitochondrial. Gene Ontology annotation, biological process: mitochondrial electron transport, succinate to ubiquinone; mitochondrial respiratory chain complex II assembly; tricarboxylic acid cycle. Bases 180 to 770 code for a protein of 196 amino acids. The record is from RefSeq and is a predicted model, not a curated record. Lineage: Eukaryota; Viridiplantae; Streptophyta; Magnoliopsida; Fagales; Juglandaceae. Gene Ontology annotation, cellular component: mitochondrion. The transcript has 4 exons.
CAGUAAUUUUACGCGGAAAAGGGUAAACCCGCUGUCUCCUAAUCGUUCGCUAUUUUCUAUUUGCCUCUUCGCCUGCCUUAUCUCUUAAGCGUAGCUUUGGAUCGCUGCGCUGGUCUCGAUCUCUAAAGGACUUCCUCUAUUUGCCGUUUCUUUACGAUCCAACUCCACAGAACAGCAAAAUGGGGAGUUUUCGAAGAAGUCUGAUCGGCGUGCACCGAAUCCUCAAUUCCAAUAGAAGCUCCGUCGCAGUCCCUUCCUCUCAGGCCUCUUUUGGGCCUCGAUAUCGUGGGGUUUCCGAUUUUUCUUCAAUCAAUAGCAACGAUACUCUGUCGUCUGAUAUCGAUCUCUCCAACGAAGAGAGUAAGAGACGCUUGUUUAACAGUCUGUUAUAUAGGAGCAAACAACGAGGCUUUCUGGAACUGGAUUUGGUUCUAGGGAAAUGGGUGGCGGAGCAUAUUCAUUCCAUGGAUGAGAAGGGCAUUAAAGCUCUCGUUCAGGUCCUUGACCUGGAAAAUCCGGAUCUCUGGAAGUGGCUUACUGGCCAAGAGCGACCCCCCGAAUCAGUGAAAACAAAUCCUGUGUUUACUGCAGUGCAUGACAAGGUUCUGAACAACCUCAACAGCCAUUCCGCUCCAGAGACACGAGCAACACCUGGACAACCAUGGGAUGCCAACGCUCCUCAACUUUGUCCUCAAGCAUUGGGGGUGGGGAGGGGUACCCGUUCCGUGCGCUGUGGUGAGCGCUCCUCAUCGCAAGGACCCUUAGAGUGAGGAUCUCUGUGACAAGAUCCCUUAGUGGGGAGCACUCUCUGAGUCUAGCAUUCCUCGUUUCGAGGUCCUUUGGCUGAGCACUCCUCGACGCUCGAGAGUGAGGAUCCUUGUGACCUUAUCCCUUGGCAGGGAGCACUCCUCGGGGUGAGCAUUCCUUUUGGCAAGCACUUAUUAGGGCGAGCAUUCCUCACAAUGAAGUCCUUUUGGUGAGCAUCCUUUGUAGCGAAGCCAUUUUGGUGAGCACUCCUUGUAGUGAGACUCCCUUAGUGGGGAGCACUCCUCUGGGUAAGAAUCACUCACUCACAACGAAAUCCUCUUAGUCAGGAUUUUGAUAGCUCAUUGGCUUUCAAUGUCAAUUGGUUUUUUGGGUCUAGGAAAUCGGCCUUAGGUUGAUAGGGCCGUUUGGGUGGACUUUCCCUCAUAACAGUAUCCCCCAAUUUUUUGUUAUCUUCUAGGCACGCUAGAAUUUCUUGUCUAAUGGCUCUUUAUGAUGUAACACACUUGCAUUUAUUAUAUGCCUCGCUUUGGUAUGAUGCAAGUCUCUUCAGAUCCCCUGCUUAUGAUCGUUUUGUCCACGUGUUAGGAUCUGCAGGAUCUUUAGUUUGUUAUAAAUACUCACCCUUUGCUUCUCUCUUCCUCAUUUCCUAAAAGAAAUAAUCUUUGCAUCAGCCACUGUUGGGCAGCAGCCAUAGCACACCUGACGUAUGGACCGGGUUCACUAACACCAAUGGACCGGUUUCCUGGGUACGUCUCUCAGCCCUUAGUCAGUCUGUUCGCCCCCCACCCCACAAAAACCCAAAAAAAAGCCCUGAAAGCCCCCUCCCGAACCUCCUCAGCCCUUCGUCUUCUUCAAUCUCAACCCUUGAAGCCAAGCACAGCCACCGACCACGACCUCAGUCCCCAAGUCCUCAGUCCCUAAGUCCACCGACGUGAAACACUCAGAUCUGCGGGAGGGUAAAUAAUUUGUGAUUCUAGGGUUUAGGCAUACAUUCUUUUUUUUUUUUCUCUGUUUACUUCAACUCUUUUUUCUCUGUAUUCGCUA